UCUAUCCUCAUCACCUCUUAUCCACUCCCGCUCAUCGAAAAACCCCUUUUCUCCCCCUUCCCCCCUCCACUCAUCAUCAUUACCAUCGAGCUCGAAGGAGUCGCAAUGGCGGCAGCUUCAGCAGCGGCGAUUACCUCCUCCUCUUCCUUUCUCCACUCUCAUUCAAACAACAGCAACAUCUCAUCCUCUCCCUUCCUUAUCGGAUCCUCCUCCAAAUUCGCCCUCCCAUUAACAAAACCCUCGACCCGAACCCCUCCCAAGAUCCGCACCCGAGUCAACUCCGAGAAGCAGGCGGCGCCGCUCAUCCCAAGAGAGCAGCGAUGGAUGUUCGAGGAGUCCGAGAUCAACGGCCCCGAUAUUUGGAACAACACCUGGUAUCCGAAGGCUGCAGACCAUAUUGCAACGCAAAAGACAUGGUACAUUGUUGAUGCGACCGAUAAGAUUCUUGGGAGAUUGGCGUCCACCAUUGCGAUACAUAUUAGAGGGAAGAAUUUGGUUACAUAUACUCCGAGUGUCGAUAUGGGGGCUUAUGUUAUUGUGAUCAAUGCAGAAAAAGUUGCAGUUUCUGGUAAAAAGAGGACACAGAAGCUCUACAGAAGGCAUUCUGGGAGACCUGGAGGUAUGAAGGUGGAAACAUUUGAUCAUCUUCAACAGAGAAUUCCUGAAAGAAUUAUCGAACAUGCUGUUCGUGGCAUGCUUCCUAAGGGAAGGCUGGGAAGAAGUCUAUUCACCCACCUGAAAGUGUACAAAGGGCCUGAGCACCCACAUGAGGCUCAGCAACCUAUUCCCCUUCCUAUCAGAGACAAGAGAAUACAGAUUGAGAAGUAAAAUCUGGCGAAAAACUCAGUACUUCGUUUUGUGAGAGCCUUGCUUGGCUAAGCUUAAUCCACACUUAUGGAGAUCACAUUUGUUGUACCUUGCCUCCUUGUAUUGUUUAAAUUCUCUUUGUAGAGUUUGAGUUCGAACGAAUCGUCUUUUGAUGUUCAUGUGCUGAAUCACCUUCAAGACAAAUUGUAUUGCUACUCACACACGCAUCAAUAUAUGUUUUGCGCUGAUGUCAAUUGAUAUGGAUAAUGAUAUCUAAUUGGAUUCGUGAUAUUUCGAUA
This is a messenger RNA of Asparagus officinalis (garden asparagus), 1106 nucleotides long. Its product is annotated as 50S ribosomal protein L13, chloroplastic. Bases 106 to 828 code for a protein of 240 amino acids. Gene Ontology annotation, molecular function: mRNA binding; structural constituent of ribosome. The record is from RefSeq and is a predicted model, not a curated record. Lineage: Eukaryota; Viridiplantae; Streptophyta; Magnoliopsida; Asparagales; Asparagaceae. Gene Ontology annotation, cellular component: ribosome; cytosolic large ribosomal subunit. The transcript is spliced from 4 exons. Gene Ontology annotation, biological process: translation; negative regulation of translation.